Messenger RNA from Schistocerca piceifrons (Central American locust), 1746 nucleotides. Its product is annotated as piggyBac transposable element-derived protein 4-like. The annotation marks the transcript as partial. NCBI's taxonomy places the organism in Eukaryota, Metazoa, Arthropoda, Insecta, Orthoptera, Acrididae. The transcript has a single exon. The record is from RefSeq and is a predicted model, not a curated record.
UUUUUCUCUGUUGUGGGACUGAAAAUGGAAGACAAUCGUGACACGGCGGGCCCUUCAGAACCUAAGAAACGUAAAACACAGGACACAAGAAACGUACAAAAACUAACGGAUGCGGAAUUAUUACGAAUAUUAGAAGAAAGCGAUUCGGAAACGGAACUGGCCAGUGAGGAGGACGGCGUGGAAUCCAGUGAAGAGUCUGACGGAGCCGAGUUUGUUUUAGAUGAGACUGUAGAAAUGGCUGUGAAUCCUAGCGACAGGGAAAUGGCAGAAGGAGUGGUAACAAGAGAUAACGCAGCUGAUACAACUGUUGCGUGGGAAAGAGAGCCAGUUGGAAUGAUAAAUUGCCCAUUUAUAAAAAAUGAGGGACUGCUUAUUCAACCGACGGAAAACACUCCCUUAGAUUAUUUUCGUCUUUUGCUGACGGACGAAUUUCUAUUGACAGUUGUAGAAGAAACAAAUCGAAACGCGAUUGAAUUAUUCCUUUCUGCGGGAACCAAAGGACAAUCACGAAUAAACUGUUGGAAAGAUGUGACUGUUGGCGAAUUGUUAGUGUUCUUGGGAGUUUUCCUGCACAUGGGAAAUGUAAAGAUGAGGAAUUUGCAGGACUAUUGGAAAAAGGACGCUUUAUUCAACGUGAAAGGAAUUGCCGAUAGUAUUUCACGAAAUCGUUUUCUGCUAAUACUACGUGCAUUACACUUUUCUGAAAAUCCAAAACAGGGCAAACCAACACCAUCCGACAGGUUGUAUAAAAUACGUCCCGUUAUCAAUUUUUUCAAUGAAAGGAUGUGCCAAGUUUACUACCCUGGACGGGAACUGUCUCUGGACGAAUCAAUGAUCCUUUGGCGUGGACGAUUACUUUUCCGCCAAUACAUCAAAAACAAAAAGCACAAAUAUGGCAUAAAGCUAUAUAUUUUGACAACUCCCACUGGAAUGGUCCUAAAAUUCGCGGUAUACACUGGCAUGCUGGACGAUUUAGGAGGAAGAGGCCAUGCGCAAAAAAUUGUUCUUCAUUUACUAGAUGAAAAGUUGAAUGCUGGUCACCAUGUGUACAUGGACAAUUACUAUAACAGCUUCGCAUUGGCAAAGCUGCUCCUGGAUAAGAAGACCCACUGCACGGGAACUCUGAGGGCGAAUAGGAAGGAUACACCCAAGGAAAUACAGGAAGCAAAACUACGAAAAGGUGAAGCCGUUGCCAGAUUUGCGGAAGGAGUUAUGAUAGGUAAGUGGCGUGAUAAGAGGGAGGUUUGCUACAUUUCUAAUGCAUUUACAAAUGAAAUGGUUGAGGUUGAAACCAAAAGAAAGGAGAAGAAAUCUAAGCCCUUGGCCAUUGUAAACUACAAUAAAUUUAUGGCGGGAGUUGAUCGGCACGAUCAGAUGUUAUCAUAUUACCUCUCGGAACGCAAAACCAUACGCUGGUACAAGAAACUUUUUAUCCACGUUGUGGAAAUGAUACUGACAAACGCACAUGCCCUACACAAUAAAUAUUGUGGCACAAAAAUGCCCCUCCAAGAAUUUAGACUCAGUAUUAUAAGAGCACUAUUGCCACGAAAGCAGGUAGAACGGCCAGUCAGAAAUCCCCAACAUGUUGUGGUAAAACGAGAAUCAAAUGGAAAAUCAAAAACACCGCGAAAAAAGUGCAGAUCAUGCGCCAGCCGUGGACAACGAACAGACACGAUUUACGAGUGCCUAGAUUGCCCAAAUAAAGCAGGAUAUUGUUUGAAUUGUUGUGUUAUUCACCACCUCUAA